Striga asiatica is the source of this 627-nucleotide messenger RNA. The record is from the annotation of a GenBank genome assembly. Lineage: Eukaryota; Viridiplantae; Streptophyta; Magnoliopsida; Lamiales; Orobanchaceae.
AUGUGGGAGAGUAUAUCGUCGGGCAAGGCGCUGAGCCUGUCGAUUGAGGCCAUGAGAGGAUGUAAAGGGAAUUGGCGAGUUCGGGAUUUGUUGGAGGAGCAAUUAUUGGCGGCUCAAGGAUUUAUGUUCGAAUUUCGGCAAGUAUUGUUAAAGCUUUGUCGAUACUACGAUCUGACGAAAACUGAAAUCGGUAUACCAAUUUCGAGUACAGAUUUAACAUUUGUAGUACAUAAUGCGCGAGUUGGUCCAGUUGAUGCGAGAGCUUUAAAACAAAGGUCGGCCUUAGGAGACACCGGCUUUUGUCACCACAAAGCUUCAAGUGCUUCGUUGUACUCUCGUUCCUGUGAUAACAAAUUAAAGUUAUCAUCCGAUCCCGACUUCUACACACUCUUUCGCUUGGACCACGGGUAUUGCUGUGAAUGUGCAGUUGGCCCUUCUCCUUCAACACCUUCUCUCUCGGCCAAAAGAAUUGCUACUCUUCGACUUAACCAUGCCGGCUACCUCUUCUUUCUGGCCCUCACCCACCGGCAAUGUCCUCGGCUGCAAAUUCAAUUUCGGUUGGCCGCCCUUGUCAUAUAUUUCAACAGUGCCGUAUUGUACUUAGUCAAACGGCGUCAUAUUGUCUAG